AUGAGUUUUAAGGGUCUGCAGAAGGGGUUGGCUCGCGCGCCCCAACAAUUCAAGGUGAAAUUCAACAUUGGCGAGCACACCAAGGAUGCCGUCUACAUCGACUCGGAACGGCGGUUCGACGAGCUCGAGAGCGAGACGAAGCGGCUGCACGAUGAGAGCCGAAAGUACUUCGACGCCAUCAACGGCAUGCUCGCGCACCAGAUCGCCUUCUCCCAGGCCAUGACCGAGAUCUACAAGCCGAUUAGCGGCCGGGUGUCGGAUCCGGACUCGCUCGUGGUGCACGGCAACCCCGAGGGCAUCCGGGCGUGCGAGGAGUACGAGGCCGUGGUCAAGGACCUGCAGGAGACGCUGGCGCCAGAGCUCGAGAUGAUCGAGAGCCGGGUGAUCCGGCCGGCCGACGAGCUGCUCGACGUCAUCAAGGUGAUCCGCAAAACGGCCCUCAAGCGCGAGCACAAGAAGCUCGACUACGACCGCCGCCGGGCCACGCUCAAGAAGCUGCAGGACAAGAAGGACAAGACGGCCAAGGACGAGAAGGCGACGUGGAAGGCCGAGAACGAGGUGGAGCAGUCGACCCAGGAAUUCAACUACUUCAACGACCUGCUCAAGGACGAGCUGCCCAAGCUGUUCGCUCUCGAGCGCGAGUUCAUCCAGCCGCUGUUCCAGUCCUUCUACUACAUGCAGCUCAACAUCUUCUACACCCUCCACGAGCGCAUGCAGCGGGUAGAUAUCGGCUACUUCGACCUGACGCUCGACGUGGAGGAGGCCUUCCUCAAGAAGCGCGGCGACGUGCAGGAGCGCGCCGAGGCCCUCUCCAUCGUCAAGUUCAAGACCAGCGGCCAGAAGCGCCCGCCCAAGUACGGCCCCAAGCCGCGCCCGGCCGCCCUCGAAGGGGGCUCCAACACCGCCGGCUUGCUCACCGCAGGGCCGUCCCACCCCUCCCCGACCCCGGAACUCGAACCCACAAACCCCUCCACCGGUGCCGCCGCCAUCCCCCUCCCCCCACCAGCCUCCACCUCCCCAGCGCCCUCCAAAUCCCCGGUACCCGCCGCCCUCCGCCCGACCUGGCAACCCCGCCAAUCCGAAGUCACCGACCACCCACCGCCACCCUAUUCCCCCGGCCUGCCGGGCGCCAACAGCAACAACGGCCCCGUAUCCCCCGCACUAGCGGCCGCCGCGGCCGCCAAGUCCAAGCCGCCCCCGCCCAAGCCCAAGCCCAGCCGGCUGUCGGCGACGCCCAAGGUCGAGACGGUCACGGCGCUGUACGACUACGCGGCGCAGGCGGAGGGGGAUCUGAGCUUUCGGGCUGGGGAUGUCAUUGAGGUGGUGGCGAGGACGCAGAAUGGGAAUGAGUGGUGGACGGGGCGGGUGGAGGGGAGGGAGGGGCAGUUUCCGGGGAAUUACGUGCAGUUGAAUCCGUAG
Molecule: messenger RNA, 1419 nt
Organism: Chaetomium fimeti
Lineage: Eukaryota; Fungi; Ascomycota; Sordariomycetes; Sordariales; Chaetomiaceae
Product: BAR domain-containing protein
Exons: 3
Coding region: 1-1419 (472 amino acids)
Biological process (GO): actin cortical patch localization; endocytosis; plasma membrane tubulation
Cellular component (GO): mating projection tip; Rvs161p-Rvs167p complex; medial cortex
Molecular function (GO): lipid binding; protein binding
Source: RefSeq, a predicted model, not a curated record